Perca flavescens (yellow perch) is the source of this 700-nucleotide messenger RNA. It is a transcript of the gene cplx2b, whose product is annotated as complexin 2b. The record is from RefSeq and is a predicted model, not a curated record. The transcript has 4 exons. The coding region runs from base 227 to 700 and encodes 157 amino acids. NCBI's taxonomy places the organism in Eukaryota, Metazoa, Chordata, Actinopteri, Perciformes, Percidae. Gene Ontology annotation, cellular component: terminal bouton; SNARE complex. Gene Ontology annotation, biological process: neurotransmitter transport; synaptic vesicle exocytosis; regulation of neurotransmitter secretion. Gene Ontology annotation, molecular function: syntaxin binding.
GGGCAUCAGACGGAGGUUUGGCUGCAGACUGGUCGGGAUCCCUUUCUCCGCCUCGGUCAAUUCAGACGCAUCAGGUCCAGAAGAGAUUCACUGAAGACGUUCAGGAUCACGACAGAAGGAAGGGAAAGUGCGAAGGACCAAGACACCCAGAGAUCCCAGGCUUGUUGGCUACGUGCUCAGUUCUCUUUGGUUUUGAGAUAAACAACUACACGAAUCAGCAGGAACCAUGGAUUUUGUUAUGAAGCAAGCUUUAGGUGGGGCCACCAAAGACAUGGGUAAGAUGCUGGGUGGGGAGGAGGAGAAGAAGGACCCAGAUGCUGCCAAAAAGGAGGAGGAGCGGCAGGAGGCGCUGAGGCAGCAGGAGGAGGAGAGGAAGGCCAAACACACCCGCAUGGAAGCAGACAGGGAAAAAGUACGGCAGACCAUCAGGGACAAGUAUGGACUGAAGAAGAAGGAGGAGAAGGAGGCAGAGGAGAAAGCGGCCAUGGAGCAGGCCUGUGAGGGGUCCCUGACGCGCCCGAAGAAGGCGAUCCCGAGGGGAUGCGGAGACGACGACGAAGAGGACGAGGAGAGCAUCCUUGACACUGUCCUCAAGUUUCUGCCCGGACCUCUACAGGACAUGUUUAAGAAAAAAAAAAAAAAAAAAACUACCACUAAUCAAACGAACCCUAAAUUCAGGGUCCAGUCUGGCCUGGGCUAG